Molecule: messenger RNA, 1013 nt
Organism: Saprolegnia diclina VS20
Lineage: Eukaryota; Oomycota; Saprolegniomycetes; Saprolegniales; Saprolegniaceae
Exons: 3
Coding region: 99-947 (282 amino acids)
Source: RefSeq, a predicted model, not a curated record
GGCAACACGCGGAAACUUGAGCGAACCAGCGAGCGACCGAUGGGCCUCCCCUGCCAGCGUCGAGCACCGAGCCUUUGCGCCAGUCGCGCCGCUCGGUCAUGGCCUUGGCACCAACGCAUUGCGAUUGUCCAGCACCGAUGCGCUUGCCUGCGACCGGCGCCGACUCGGCGGAGCGACAGGGCUCGGCGCUUUUACCCGUCGCCUUUACCCGUGGUUUCUACAGCUUUGGCGCCGGCGCUACACAAGCUUAUUUGCGAAUUCGCCACCUCGGACUCGAACCUGUCGAUCGCAUGCUUCCGCUCCGCUGCUCUGCCCUCGGCAUCUCGCUCGCGCUGGUUGCCGGCCAUGGCAUCGUGUCCAACCCCGCGGCCGAGUUCUCGCUCAACGUCAUGCGUACGACGUACGUGGCGACGAUCCAAGCCAACCUGCCCGGCAAGUUUGACGGCUCGCCGCAAGAGAAUGUCGCGGCCUUUACAAGUGCCUUCAAGGCGCAGUCCCAGUUCAAGACGCUCCGCGAUAUGCUCGAGCCCCAAGGGCCGGCCUGCGGCAACUCGCUUCCGAACGCCUCCAAGAAGACGAUCCCGUCCGAUGGCACCAUGACGUGGCGGAACCCCGACACGGGCGAAGGCUUCAUCUCGAGCCACACGGGUCCGUGCGAGGUAUGGCUGGACGACAAGCGCGUGUUCCAGAACGACGACUGCCCGACGAACUUUCCGCAAAAGCCCGCGGCCCACCUGCCGGUCGACUACUCGAGCUGCGCGGGUGACGGCUGCAUGCUUCGCUUCUACUGGCUCGCGCUGCACCAGCCCCAGUGGCAAGUGUACAAAAACUGCGUGCCACUGCAAGGCAACGGCCAAGCCGUCAAGGCCAUCAAGGCCGACAAGCCAUCUCCGACCAUGGCGCCGGCGCCUGGCUGCAGCCUCUCGAACGGACAGUACAAGGCGUAGGCGACGAUAGGAUACGAUCUCGCGUUUCCUUUGUAUCGAAAGCUCCUCAAGUGUUGUCUCUGCGUC